AAGAAGAGCCACUGCAGAGUGUUUUUGAGUGGGUAGCAGAUAACCACAAACCACAGAAUCAACUCGUUUUUGGCUUGAAGAAGAACGUCUGCCGUAACGACAGACCGCACAGAUUGUGCGAACCUCACGCAAGGACGAACCAGCGCGUAAAUCAACGAUCUCUCCGAUCGAUCUCAACGAACUACCGGAAGCUUCCGGGGGGGGAGAGUGUAUUCGGCGGAGAACGUUAUUUUCAUUGGAAGUAGUUGCCGGCAGUCAAAACACGUCCAGUACAUUAGGGAUAGUAUGUUGCAAUAAUGCCGUACAAAUGGGAGCAACAAAAAGAUCAUGUUUUGGCAGAAGCAAUUCGGUCCAGGCAGCGUCACAUGUAAGCAACAGUCAAGACAACCAGCAGAGUACGAGAGUUUCCACCACGACGAGUAGCCAGCAGGUCAGCAGCAGCAGCUACCGUGUACGGAGAUUGCGUUCCGCUAGUCAAUCGACAUCGUCUACAAGCCUGAACAGCAUCAACAACAACAACAACCCCUGCAUUAGCAGCAGCGCGAGUCAAAGUGCAAGUGGUGCCUGCAGUACCGCCAGCUCGAGUGGUGCAGGAGGUAGUAGUGGAGGUGGUAGUAACAGCAGCACCAGCAACGUGCUCAACAACAAUAAUACGAUCACGUACAACCACAACAACUGCAGCACACUAAGACACCAGCGGCAUCAUCAACAUCUUCUUCACACGACACGAUCGAGUACUUCCGGUACGAACCAAACGGCAGCCAACACGGGGGCUCUAAUCUCAAGAGUGUUUGACCACAGCAGCAGUAGUAGCAGCAGCACCACCACCACACCAAACACCAACGCCAACGCCAACGCCGGCAGUGGUAGCGUCGUGCCCGCCACGGCUUCAUCAACUCCUUCGGUAGGCGGAUUGGCAAACAACACCACCAGUGGUGGAGGAGGAGGAGGAGCGGCAACAGGUGGAAGUUUUCACCGUCGCGCAUCUCCCGGGGAUAAAAAAUCGCAUCAGCAGAAAAACGAUGACAAGAUGGACGAAAGACGGCAAGCACAACAACAGAAGACGCCCAGCAAGCAACACCAGCAGCAGCCGCGUGACACAACGCCGACUAGUCGGAAGAACAGGAAGGAUUCAGAUGGAGCAGCCAGUGAAGCAGCGUCACCAAAGAAAAGAAUCUUCUCGCACCAACGACAUACGAUAAUGUCGAAGGCGGCAAACAACACCGCUGCCGCCGCGACGCCGACCACCGCGGUGGUGGAUGCUACUGAGCAGGUGGAAGAAUCCAUCGUCAUCGAGGAUGAAGGCAAACGGGAAGUGGACGAGGGCACGGUCGAGGAUGACAAUUCCUCCUGCGGCGUCGUGCCACCGUUGGAUUCAGCGGUGAAGGAAGUGGAAGAAGCCGGGGAGAAGCCGCACGACUCGCCGGCGGACGCUGUCGCCAUGGAGGAAGAGAAGGAAGUUCGCCGCUCGAAGGCACUUACCAAUGACUCCGGUAUCGAGGGGGAAGGUCAUCAGCUGUCCAACCACCAUCUCGAGGACAACUCGAGGACGACGGAUGAGGAGAAAGAUUCGUGCGUUGGAAGCAAGGAGAAGGUAGAGCACGUAGAGGAUGAGGAGGGUGCUGUACAGUUGCGGUCGUCAGAGGCGGCACAGCAACGCCGGGAGGAGGGAGCAUCGUGCGAAUCGGAUGGAUCGCAAACCCGCACCAUCCUACGAUUCGUGCGGAAGAGCCUGGAGAAUACUGCCAUGUCGGUGAUGUACUCCGAGAACGGUGUGUGCACCGAGACGAUCGAAACGGAGUACCCACGCAACCUGGACGAUAACAUCGAGAUACUGAGCCGGGAGGCGGAAAAUCUCGCGCUGCAGUUUAAACCCGCGGACGAGAAGCUCGUCUUUGGGCCAAUCUUUGAUCUUGAAAAGUUUGAGGAGCAGCGCAAGCAGCAAAAGAAAGAGGACGACGAGGACGAGGCCAUCGGAAUUUCACCGUGCGGGCGGUUUUUGAAGUACGACAAGGAGGUUGGCCGGGGGUCUUUCAAGACCGUGUACCGGGGUUUGGAUACACAGACCGGCGUUGCAGUCGCUUGGUGCGAGCUGCUGGAGAAAAAAGUGAACCGUGUCGAAAGGGCACGUUUUCGGGAGGAGGCCGAAAUGCUGAAGAAACUGCAGCAUCCGAACAUUGUGCGCUUUUACAACUACUGGGAGGCGGCACCGAUGGCCGGAAACAAGAAGAAAAACAUAGUUCUGGUGACCGAACUUAUGCUAUCCGGCACGUUGAAAUCCUACUUGCGACGGUUUAAGAAAAUCAACCCGAAAGUACUGAAAUCCUGGUGUCGGCAAAUAUUGAAGGGUUUGCAUUUCCUACAUUCACGCACGCCGCCAAUCAUCCAUCGUGAUUUGAAAUGUGAUAAUAUUUUUAUAACCGGAACGACAGGGAGUGUUAAAAUAGGUGAUCUAGGAUUAGCCACGCUGAAGAAUCGCAGCUUCGCCAAGUCGGUGAUCGGCACACCGGAGUUUAUGGCACCGGAGAUGUACGAGGAGCACUACGACGAGGCGGUCGAUGUGUACGCGUUCGGCAUGUGCAUGCUGGAGAUGGCCACGUCGGAGUAUCCGUACAACGAGUGCAACACACCGGCCCAGAUCUACAAGAAGGUGACGUCGGGCGUGAAGCCGCAGAGCCUCGAGAAGGUGGAAAAUCCGGAGGUGCGCGAAAUCAUCGAGCGGUGCAUCCACGACAAGAAGGAGGGCCGGCCGACGUGCAAGGAGCUGCUGAAUUUUGAGUUUUUCUGCGAGGACAUCGGCAUCCGAUUGGAGCCGAUAUCGAAGGAGGCCUUCCUGGCGAGCCCGGACAACGUGCGGAUGGAGUUUCGGUUGCGCAUCAUGGACCCGAAGAAGCGCGUCAACAAGCACAAGGAGAACGAAGCGAUACAGUUCGAUUUCGACAUCCGCGUGGACGAUGCGGACGAGAUUGCGAGCGAAAUGUACAAGUCGGGCAUACUGAUGGAGGACGACUCGAAGACGGUGGCGAAAAAUCUCAAGGUACAGAUACAAACGCUGCUCAAGGAGCGGGAAGAACGUGCCCGUCAGCAGCAGGUCGAGCAGGAGAAGGAAGUGCUGCAAAAGCAAGCCCUCCUAGCGCAGCAAAUGUACCAGCAACAGCAAAUGCAGCAGCAGAUGGAGAAUGAUCUGCAGGUUACGGAGCUGCAGGUACCACAGUUGCUAAACCAGCAGAAUACGGUUCUACCAGCACAACAACAACCACAACAACCGCAGCAACAAGUUCCACAAAAUUACUACCAACCCGCGUCGCUUCCGGCAGCGCAGGCACAACAAAUAAUUUAUCAGCAACAGAUUUCGGCACCGGUCGGUAAUGAACAGCUAAAGCAGCAGCAACAACAGCAACAGAGCUAUCAGCAACAGCCUCCACCUAUGGGAGGUGGUCAGUACAUCGUAAACCAAUCGAUUUCGAUGCAACAGCAGCAUCCCUUACAGCAACAACAAACGCAACCACAGCCACAGUUCCUUAAUCAAAUGACUCCAUCUCAGCAAACACAAGCGGUUGUCAACCCGCAGCAGCAGCCGUACGUGCAACAGCAGAUAUAUAUUGACCCGCAACAGCACCAACAGCAACAACAGUAUUUGCAACAGCUUCAGCAACAACUGCAGCAGCAGCUAAGCAACCCCCAGCAAGGCCAAUCGCAAGGCUCCACUACGAUGCAGUUUAUGAACCAAAUCGGCUCGCAGCAGCUGGCGCAGCAAAUCUUUCAACUGAAGCAGCAAAACUUUGCCAUGUUUCAACAGCAGCAGCAGCAGCAGCAGCAAGCGGAGCUUCAAGAACAGAUUUCCACCCUGGAGCAACAGCUGCAGGGAAUCCUCCCCAUUCAUAACCAACCGGGGCAGAUUAUCCAACAACAGCAGCAACCGAUGCAAACAACGGUAUACGUACAACAGACACCGCCACAACAACAACAAGCGCCUCUCAUGCACGGUCAGCCGAUUCAAACGACCGGGCAGCCAGUUUACUUACCACAGCAACUUACGGAUCCUUCGGUACAGCUACAUCAAUCCAUGCCAACACAGUUGGGAACACCACAGCAACAGCAGCAACCGCAACAGCAAAGCUCUUCGGCAAUCAUUAUGCAUCAUCCUCAGCCGCAACAAGCACAGGUUUUACCCCAACAGCAGCUUUUCGUUCAGCAGCAGCAGCAGCAGCAGCAGCAGCAACAACAACAGCCUCCAAUUAUGCAGCAGCAGCCGAUGCAAACCACUCAAACAACACAGACGAUGCCAAUGCAACAGAUUCUACAACAAUCCCCAGCCCCAUUGCAGGUACCAGCGCAACAGCAGCCACUACUACCCCCUCAACAACAGCCGAUCGUGGAAGCGCCUCCUCCCGUAGCGCUGGCUAACGAGAAUGUUCAACUGCAACAACAGCAACAGCAGCAGCAACAGACGAUUGUCCCGCAAGAGCAGCAGCAGCAAACGGUGUUGUUGAGCAAUGUUCCAUCGAUUAACUCGAACGGUGGAGCUAUGGCUUCGGCGGUUGCGAUAGGAACCGCCGCCACAACAACAACAACAACAACAGCGGGUGGUGGUACGCCAGGCACUCCCGGUCCACUCGAUCAACCAGCCACGGCCGGCACGCCGGUCAUGCCUGCCUCACAAGCAGCGCUUCCGAAGCGGCUGACGAAUGAAAUUAAAAAACGACGCAACCAGCGUUCGACCGAGCGAAACCCGAAGCUGCACGUGCUCGGCUACGAAAACAACAUCAUCGAGUGCGAGAUGGAAAACCGUGCGAAAAAGAUCAAGUUCAAGUUCGAUCCGACCAACGUCAACACGGUGGAGGUUGCUCGUGAUCUAGUCAGCGACGACCUACUGAGCGAGUCACAGACGACAGUUUUCAUCGAAAUGGUACGCGACAUCCAGCGGCAGCUGAAGGAAAAUCCCAACCAACUGCCGGUCGCCUCCCAGUGCUACCGACGUUCGUCGGAGAAGGUGCGCCAUGCGUCUCUAACACGUCAGCGUUCGACCUUUAAAACACACCAGAGACACAGAUCUCGUGACGAAACAUCAACGACCGCGUCCAACUUUACGCACAUCUUCGAUCCAACGAUCAUCGAACGGCAAGCGCUGGGAACGGGCAUUUCCAGCACGACGACCUCAUCGUCCUCAUCGUCUCCCUUGUCACAGCAGCAGCCCGCUUCAGCGAUCACUACAUCGCAGACAAACGGUGAACUGGAGAAGACACCAUCGCUGGAUGGCGGUGACACGGUUGCACCGACAGGUUCACAGGUUCCUCCAUCGCAGCAGCCGGACGUGGAGUAUAAUAAUGACGCUAACAUCCAACUGCAGGCGGCAGCUACCAUUACGAGCGUGGUGACGUAUACGAUGGACGACGGAGCCAACGAUAACAACAGCAGUUGCGAUGAAAACUCGCGAAAAGCCAGCACCGUCAGUACGGAUUACACGUCGCACGAAAACACUCCAGAAAAUACGAUCACAUCGGGCAGCAAUUUGAGUAUCCUACAUCAACGGCUCAGUUUCGGUGAGCCCGGUGACCAGCAGCAACAGCAGGCAGACGCGAACGGUCCGGGUGGAAACGGUGGUACAACCGACGUAGAGUUUGCCGAGCAGAACUCGACCAAGAUCGAGAAGAUGGAUCGUCCAGAGACUAUAUCUAGUUCAGUGCCAUCAGAAACCACAACAGCAGAAGCUAUCAAUUCCGCCAGCACCCAAGAAGAUGGCGGCGGACCAACGUUUGAUAACCAACAACAGCUACCGGUGGCCGAAUCUUCUAGUCAAAGCAUACAUUCGUCACCGGCGCUAAAUGGCGCGACAGUUGAGGCUAUCCGGGCGGCAGGUGGACCACCGUCUAAGACUGAAGAAGGGCCAGCCUCAGCAAUGGAUGGAGCAAACAUUGAGUCUCCCUUGUCGGAACAAUGUAGGACGCCGGUCGCAACUACGCCGCAGCUGAAACAGCGUAAACUGUCACGGUUUUCCGUGACACCAGUGGUCCUUUCGGUGGCCGUUGGAGGAGCCGCGGCAGAGCAGAAUGAAUGUCUCCCUUCGACGGUGGAUGCGUCUCCUAAACCUUCUACUUUCGGUACGGGAGACACAAACAUCGUGACCGAUAGCGCGGCUUCUGGAGGAGACAUGCCACCAGCACCCUAUGCUGGAACUGUCCAGCAGCCACAACAACAACCCGCUCCGGAGAACUAUAGCACCUUUCAGCCCGGGCAAGGUAUGGAAGCAAACACUCAAACUCAGUUGCAUGAUGCAUUACAACAACAGCAACAGCAGGUGUAUCUGCAGCAACAAUCUUUAGAUCUUGAAUUACAACAGCAACAACAGCAGCAGCAGCAGCAACAGAUGCUACAACAGCAAAUGCAACAACAACAACAACAACUUCAGCAACAGCAACAACAACAACAACAACAACAACAACAACAACAACAGUUGGCUAUCCAGCACGCCCUCCUUCAGCAACAGCAGUUGCAAUAUCAGCAACAGCAGCAGCAACAGCAACCGACUAGUAUUUCCACCGCGGGUGGCAUGAUAAUACCUAUGGAAGCCGAGCCUUCAUACGACUUACAGCAACAAUACUAUCAGCAGCAGCAGCAGCAGCAGCAACAACAGCAACAGCAAUUUCAGCAAUAUCAACAUAUACAGCAGCAGGCGAUCAUUCAACAGCAAUUGCAAAACCAGCAACAGCAGCAGCAUCAACAGCUGAUGCAACAACAACAACAACAACAGCAGCAACAACAGCAACAACAGCAAGUUCAGAUGGCGCAACAGAAUAUCCCUGCCAGUGGAUUGAUGUCAACGCAGACAUCCAUCGAUCAGGGAGCGCGAGAUUCGAUACCCAACAGCAGCAGUCGCAUGCCGGAAACUCUGGAGCAGUUAAAAAUCGGUCUCGAAAAUAUAACACACGUGCAUGUGAACACAAACAAAUCGGGCGGGAAUGCUGGUGGUGGAUCAACCGGUCUUUCCUCGCAGGCCAGCACUAACGCAUUGUCGGCGAUGGUUUCUCCUCAUCCUGCGCCGUACGCCAUGCAACCCGGAACCAAUACGUCCGACCAGCAACAACCGCAGCAGGUGAUCAUUUAUCAGACGCAAGAGUAUAUCUUAUCGGACCCGAACUACCAGACGGCUGAAGGGGAUCAGUUUGCUUCUCGCACGCAAGAGUACAUCGUGGAGGGUACGAGCUAUGCGGCGGUGGUGGCCGGAGAGUUUCAACCACAGCACCCGAACGUGGCCCAUGCAGCACCUGAUCAGUCCAACGUCGAGCUACAGCAAAAACCGAUUGUUUCGAGACGUACCUCGGCCGAAAUAAAUAGCACACCGGCAAUACCAGUAACGGACGCUCCGGUCGGUGAGGUGACGGAUGCUGGCACACCAAACGCUGCCACGGUGCAGCGAGAACAGGAGAGGCAACUGUCUAACCAGAGCAGUAUAGAUCGCAUCGAUAGCCUUGUUGGUUUGCAACUGAAGCUAGCACAACUGACAGUUGGCUCUGAAACACCGAAGUCGGCUGUUGUCACAACGGACAACGCGCAAUCCUUGCAUCCCCAGCAACAGUCCGCCGUAACUAGCCCCUCGGUAGAGCAGGUGGAGCCAAAGUUUGCGAACGAAGCGAAACCGCUCAUUCGCAAAGUGUCCCGCUUUCAGGUGCAAACCGUACAAGAAUCUCCUCGCGGGGCGGUAACCGCAGACACGAAACCGCACCGUAAACUGGCAAUGACAAUAAAUCCGCAGGAAUACGACAGUCCGAACUGUACCGCUUUUUCAUCACCGACGGAUGAAAAGUCUUGUCAAACAUUACCAUCCGUGCAGCAGCAGCAACAACAGCACGGAGCGCUGGUCUGUGAGGUUCCUACCACUAACGAUCUGGAGGCUAAGCUAAACCAAGUUCUCCCAAAGACACCGAACAUGGAAUCGGCGGCACCAAAUUUCAAUCUGACACCAUCGCAACAAAUGAUGCAGCAUCAACAACCGCAACAAAAUGCGUACGUCGCCCCGCUGCAGCAACAAACACAAGUUCCAAUGGCCAGUCAAACACAUAUGAUGCAACAACAGCAGCCACAGCAGGGACAUCAGGGGCUUCAAAUUCAACAGACGCCGACGCAUAUGCAAACGCCGGUUGCAAUGCAAGCUAACGCGGGCAAUACAGUUCAUAUGUCGAUGGUCGACGGUUCUGGCUAUGCUCCAGUUCAGCAGCAGCAGCAACAACAACAACCAACUCAAGUAUUGCCAGCGCAACCAGCACCUCCGCAGCCUCAGCAGCUUCCACCAGAGCCCUCGUUUACCAACGCUGAUAUAGGUCAAAAUCUGGUUGCCAUUCAGAACCACCUAUGCGGGCUGCAGCUGCUACCCAGUGCCCGGCAACAGCUUCAACUGUUGCUCCAAAGGCAGCACAUCGAGCACGAGGAGCUGAAGUUGCGUCACUUCCUCGAACUGGAAAAGUUCCUCAAGCAGCAGAAGGAAGACAUGAAACCAACGCAGGUAGCGCAACCGGCCCCCUCUGGACCACCCCCAACCCAAGCAGCAGCUGCCGUUGGCACACCCCCUCAGCAAAUGAUCUCAGCUCAGCAUGCCACGCCGGGUCAGCCGACCGUCGCACAACCGGUUCCACCUACUCCAUCGGUUCCCAUCGGAGUACAACCAGUCCAGCAGCAGCAGCAGCAACAAGUUCUGAUGGCGACCGAUCUUACCUCUCCCACAAUGGUCGUCAAUCGUAUCGGUUUUGAAAUGCCGGGCAUGACCGCGGGAUCAUCGUCGUACAGCAGUGCCAGCUAUACGAGCACCAUCGGCAGUACUGGCAGUGGAACUGAGAACGACCAAGAAGUGGCUGCACUGACGGCCGCUGCUGUCAAUGUGGAGGCGGUAGUUGCCAUGCAACAGUUACAGUUGCAGCAACAGCAACAGCAACAGCAACAGCAACAACAACAGCAACAGCAACAGCAACAGCAACAGCAACAGCAACAACAACAGCAACAGCAACAGCAACAACAACAGCUGCAGCAACAACAACAGCUGCAGCAACAACAACUACAACAACAGUUGCAGCAACAACAACAGCUACAGCAACAGCAACAACACCAACAACAGUAAACGAAUCUGGCCACGGUCUCGGCUACUAUUGGAUGUAAAUAUUUUUUGCGAUUACGCUCGGGUCAAUAGUUUAUCCGCGUGUAUGUGCGAACGUGUGUUAGAAAAUAAGGAAGGAUUGUUUUAAACUCUAGAUUGGUCCCCCAAUGUCGACCAGUUUCCUCACAUAAUGGCAAUGGUCAGUCACAGCACUGAUGAUGAUCCCAUGAAAUGGCAUUCGUUUACUACUAUUACUACUACUACUACUAUUACUACUAUAACUACUACUGCAAUGCAUCGAUCUCAUUCCAUAUUCCACUGUUCGAAGCAAAUGUGUACCGUCUCCGUGCUACUAAACAUCGUCUCGACACUUACCGCUGUACCCCGGUGGCAUUUCGGGGCACUUGUCAUACUUCUGGAGGAGGAAAUAUUUGAUAAUCGUAGUAGGUCGAGAAUUUUACUUAGACAGACAGCGACUACUGUUUUUGUUCCUCAAAAUUGCACACGAUAUGAAUGCUUGGAUCGAAAAAGAGAUUUAUAUUGACGUUACAAUAAUCCAGUUAAACGUGUAGGAACGUGUAGACGAACGUGAAGGAAUAGACCACAGAACCGGUGAUGGCGAAGAGUUUGUUGUGCUGUUGCGUUGUAAUGCUGUUUGGGGAAACUAGCGGUCCGGUUCACAACGGAAAGAACGGUGGCUGCCGUAUGCCACGCGCGCCCGCGUAUACAUUAAAAAUACUAUGCAUAUGGAUAUGUUUUAACGAUAUUAUAACCCUAGCCUCUAGCUUGUGUGCUUGUUGUACGCAUUCAGUGCCCUACGGUAGUGAUCCACCCAAUUGUACUCGUCUUCUGUCCCUUCCUCGGAAGCGAACAAGAAGCUCACGGAAUGACAUUUGGUAUAGAGACAAACUCCCUUUAGCGCCACGGCCGGCCAAAUUUGACGAGGCAUCAUGGACGAACGAGUGAAGACUUGAUGAUUGAAUAAGCUCCAAAUUAAAACGAAAUUGUCAGCAAUGAGGAAAUGAAGCUGCUGACCCCCUGUAUCUGUAAAUGUUUGAGUGGGUGCAUGUGCUUAAACCAAAAUUGUAUCACCGGAUUUGCUGUUAUCAAACAAAAACGUACGUACUAUAUAAUGAGUAAUGUGUGCGUAUAUAUGGCUGUAGCAAUGGCAAAAUAGGGCAUCCUUCUUCCCGUAUGAUAGGCAUGAGAGAGAAAAAAAAAGCUUAACGAAAUGGUCUAAAACAGCGUGCAGGUGCAUCAUAUAAUACACCGCUUUCACCUGUCGUGGAUAAACUAGCUUCCUAUCUUCCACAAUAUAACAUACAGAGAGAAGUCAGAAAAAGGGGAAAACUACAAAAUAUCGAAGAAAGGAUCACUAUAAAUAGCGUCCUUUGCGUGCUUGGUUUGGAUCGUUUUUGAUACGCGUGUGUAGAUCGUUAUGUGCUAAUUGCAAUGCAACGAACUGCUUCUGAAAAUGGGAGUGAAGAGAGAAAACCUAUGAUAGCAUAUACUGGACUAUCUUAUGAUAGAGAUUAACGCCGACAAAGCGGCGCGCUGUUGCAUCGAGGCGAGGGAAAGAUGUGAAACAUGAUAGCAACACGCCUCUAUGGGGCUGCAUAAUUGGAAAUAGUGACAGGCAUGAGAACCAGAACUGACAGGGUUACAACAAAAAUCUACUGUAUUAUAUACUAUUCGAUUAAAUUAAGAUAUUAAAUAUCUAUUCAAACCC
Molecule: messenger RNA, 10814 nt
Organism: Anopheles coustani
Lineage: Eukaryota; Metazoa; Arthropoda; Insecta; Diptera; Culicidae
Gene: Wnk
Exons: 13
Coding region: 308-9109 (2933 amino acids)
Biological process (GO): protein phosphorylation; positive regulation of potassium ion import across plasma membrane; negative regulation of sodium ion transport
Cellular component (GO): cytoplasm
Molecular function (GO): potassium channel inhibitor activity; ATP binding; chloride channel inhibitor activity
Source: RefSeq, a predicted model, not a curated record